AUGCCCGCGUUUACCGACCACUACAAGAAUCCUCGUCAAUACCGCAAUACCCCCUCCUCGUCCUUACCUUCUAAACCACUCCCUAUUACUGCGCCCGCACCUGGAGCCUCAGCACUUGGAGGAGGAAACGCGUUUGGUUCUUCGAGAGCUAGAAUUUAUCCUAGAGAAUACAAUAGUCGUCACACUGCACCAAGAUCUCCACAUCUCUCCAACACAGCUUCUCCACUCCUCUCCGCAUUACCAAACGCAACAGACCUCUUUCCACGGUCUAUCCCAUUUGCAUCGUUCUUGUCUAGUUCAACACCCUCUACAAACGGCCCCAAUAGUCUUGGAUCAGCUUCGGGCGGCGUCGGUCUAGGCGUCGGUGUUUCUCCUCCUCCAAGUGGACCUGCUUCAUAUUCAUCGGGUGGGAAUUAUAGCGGUAGUAACGGGAACCCUCGACAAAUCCGCGGGUAUCCAGGUUUUGAAGAGCAAUUUACAAACCACAGCGCUCCGGGAAGUAAUGGUUACUACAACCCAAGCCAACGAUAUGCUGUGCAGGGUUCACCAAUCCCAUUGAGCCCGCAAUUUGGGGGAUUACAGCCGCAGUUACAGCCGGGGGAGGGAAACUACGCUUGUAGUUUUGAUACUUUAGAUGAACCUUUCGGAGGUCAUGCAGGUGCUACAACAGGCAAUGGCGGAGGCAGCGGCGGAGGCGAUAAUGUACUCUGUCUUGGUUGGGAAGGUGGUGUCGAUGUUUGGAAGGUUGGAAGAGGUGUUUUGGAACAGGUUGGCAGAUUGGAGGGACUCGGAGGUGGGGUGAAGAGUGCUAAGAUUUUACCUACCCCGCCUCGAAAUGAUCCUCUUGCAGCCCAUAGACCUUUGAUAUGCCUCACGAUACAUUCUUCUGUGGUGCCCAUUGAAUCAGACCCACCCAUAGUACAGGAAACAGAAACCCCGUACUCGACAUCUCCACCCUCUCGUCCUUCAACUUCUGCAUCUAACAGAAGUGGACAUCAUUCGCCAGCGAAUGCAACGGAUUGGCAGACCAGAGUUGAAAUUUGGAGUUUAUCUUCAAGGAAGAAGAUCGCUAGUCUGUUUACCAGUCCAGUAGUUCCUAGCGCCGAUUUCGGCUUUGGUAUUGGUGGACCACCACCACCAUGGGGUGGAUUGCGGGUGGAGGUGACUGGCACAAAAGUAGUUGUAGGUGUCGGGAUCAGUGGAGAAUUGUACAUUUUUGGCCUUGAAGAUGGAGUUCUCAGAAAAGGAAGCAAAGAACAAGCUGAAUGGAGGUGUCUUGGAAAGGUGUGGACAUGUGUGCAAACAAACCACCAGGGCAGCUUUUCCGUCGAUAGUGGUAUUGCAGGGAAUGGCUUUGUUGACGGAACGCCGGUGUUUUCUAUUUCUAAUGGGUGGUUAGCGUACUGCCCUGCAUCCGCGGGAUCUUCUGUUCACGCCGGAGGUGAAGUCGAUGCAGCUUGCAAUUCUCCAUCUGUAACAUCUCAGUGCCCCCCAAUCCAGCCUUCCCUCACAGUCGCCGUUUCUGCCGAAGAUGAGGCCCUCCUCAACCGGUUUACUCGAGAAGUUACUCAAGAGUUUAUACGUGGUGCCAAGUGGGCGACCGAGACCGGGAAGAAAGCACUGCAAAGUUAUUGGAAUGGAAACCAGAACAAUGGCGCUCCUCCGCCUCCGGCACCCCCGUUACCAAUAGCUGGCAUCAAUGGAGGAAUGUACGGGAUGCCUAAUGGAAGUAUGAUAAGUUUUCAAGGGAAUUCCCAACCGAGUGGAUUAGGCCAGCAAUUGCGGCAAAUGCAGCAGAUGGGCGGAACCCCGCCGCAAACCCAGUUCUUUCAAAAUACGGCCCAGCAGCCUACAAACGAACCAAGGCUUGUUGGUAUCCUAGAUUUAAACAAGAUCUUGCAUGGAGAUGGUGGCUCUGGGACUCAACAGGGAAGUAUUACGCCAAUGGCGACCUUUCUGCCUCAAGGAGGCGUCAGCUAUCUGAGCUUCGCACCGGGAGGCCUAGCUCUGUUGACUGCAAGUACGAAGGGAGAUUCCUUGUUUGUUUGGGAUCUUAUGAGAGCUAUACAUCACCCGCCUGGAAAUCCAUCACUAGGUCAUAAGACAAGUGCGUCUCUCGGGGGUGGGUCGGAUGCUGCUAAGAUGACAGGGUCUACAAUUGGAGCUCCAGACCCAGCUGCAUUAGGGAAACAUGUCAGACAAAUAGCAAGGUUCAACCGGUUGACAGUUGCGACGAUUGUAGACGUUGGAUGGUCUAGUCCGCGGGGCGAGAAGUUGACCGUGGUAACGGAGAAAGGAACUGUUCAUUUCUAUGACUUACCCAGUGGAGCCUAUCAAUGGCCGCCUCCGAGAAAGCCCCCGCCAUCUUCCAGUGCGGUCACAACCGGAGGUAGUGGUGGUGCGGCAGGUGCAGCAGUUUCGGGAGCGGUGAACCUGUUAAGCAGUUCUACACAGCCAUUACUUUCAGCUGCUAGACGAAGAAGAAGCGGAGGAAGCUCUGGAUCCCCAAGUGGAGGGAUAUUUGUCAAUGGUGGUGCUGGUAACCCUGCCAAACGUGGCGGCCAAAGUAAUAGCAACAGCGGCUCUCCCAAUGAUAAUAGUGGAAUUCGUGUUUCUCUUCCCCAGGGGUUUGGCGCUGUUACUGCUGGUUGCGUCCGCUUUCUUGUUGGGAAAGAACGAGGUUACGUGGCUAUGAAUGGUGGGGGGGUAUUACGAAUCUAUGAGGUUAAACCUGGCGGUGGUGGGAGCAAAAAACGUCAAAACGGUGGCGGUGUAGUCAUGAACAAUUAUCUCGAAUAUGAGCUUCCGCUCCUCCCUGAUGGAUCUCAGCAGCAGCAACAACUCUCAAUAGAAGGCGAGGAAAAACAAGCUGGUGGCUACUGGAGUGGACGUUACUACCACCACCGCAGCGAGGAACAGACAAAAUACGACCAACAUCCACUCUCAUUUGCCGAGAUUGAAACAAACGCUGUCUUCCCCCCUUUCCACACAGACCGGCAUGUACGUCUAUUCGUCUAUACGGAUAAUGGAAGCAGUAAUCAGCUUCCACAACAGCACCCACAGCGAGGUAAUGACUGGCAGCAUGACGAAACAAGACAAGAUACUCAGCACAAACGCCGUGGUAAACGCGGCGCAGCUACGCCUGCCGCUCUUUCACCGCCUGUGUCUCGCCCAGAGUCACCAACGCCAGAGAAAAGGAAGAAAUCAGCGGACCAGUGGGUUUUCGGCUUGCCAUUACCAGCAGAGAAGUUGAACAUUGGAUCUGCUCGCGGAGAGGUAGAAUUUGCUGGCGAUGAAGGCGGUCUUGCGGAGGCUAUGGCUAGCCAUUUGAAGCUGGAAGGCACUGGGAUGAACGGGAAGAAGAAGAUUGUUGGGAAGAAAGGGCGGCGUGUGAAAGGGGGCGCAUUCGGAACCGAAAUAGGGAUGGAUGAGGGCUUUUUUGAAGACGAUUGUGAGGUUCUUGAGUAUACAGGGAACUGA
Morchella sextelata is the source of this 3480-nucleotide messenger RNA. RefSeq lists its product as uncharacterized. The transcript has 3 exons. The coding region runs from base 1 to 3480 and encodes 1159 amino acids. Lineage: Eukaryota; Fungi; Ascomycota; Pezizomycetes; Pezizales; Morchellaceae. Gene Ontology annotation, biological process: autophagy; response to starvation. The record is from RefSeq and is a predicted model, not a curated record. Gene Ontology annotation, cellular component: cytoplasm.